Molecule: messenger RNA, 838 nt
Organism: Chrysemys picta bellii (western painted turtle)
Lineage: Eukaryota; Metazoa; Chordata; Testudines; Emydidae
Source: RefSeq, a predicted model, not a curated record
CCCUGGAGCCAGCCCUGCUCCCAGUGUGUUAUUGUCACAAACCGGUGCUGGUGGGGUCUGUGUGUCCUGAGUGUUGGGGGCUGCCCAGUGCCCCGGUCUGAUUUCCGGGCAGGAUUCAGAUCUCAGUCAGACCGGAGUCACUACUGGCUCUGGCAGGCAGGGAGUGUGGAUGUGCCAAUGGGAUCAGCCUCUGCCUGCCUGUCCCUAGGGCUGCCGGGGGAGUCCAGGGCAGCUCAUUCUUCAGCUCCAGAGGGCUCCGGCUGUGCUAAGGGAGAGGGGUUUACACUGCAAUGGGGGACAAUCCCCCCAAAUUGGCCCCUUUGAUUCUGCUCUUUUUCUAGUGUUUGGUUCAAUUUGCUGUUACUGGGAGGGACUGAAGAGCCUGGGGGGGAAUCGGAGUGUGACAUGGACUGAAGCCCCUUCUGUAACCUCCCCCAUCGCCCCUCUCGCCCUGACAGGCUGAGGAAUCGCGUCCACAUUUCGCUCCAGAUAGGCCCAAAAUGGCUGUGAUGGAGCCAGCUCAGAUGCCAGUGACCUUUGAGGAGGUGGCUGUGUAUUUCACCCAGGGGCAGGGGGCAUUGCUGGACCCCGCUCAGAGAGCCCUCUACAGGGACGUCAUGCAGGAGAACUACGAGAUGGUGACCUCGCUGGGAUUUCCCAUUCCCAAACCUAAGCUGAUCGCCCGGCUGGAACGAGGGGAAGAGCCGUGGGUGCCGGAUCUCCAGGCCUGCGACGAAAGAAGGCUUCUGAGAUGCAACCACACAGAGCUUGGCUAUGGUCAGCAGAUAUCGCUCACGCCAUUCCACCCAUACUGUUAGCUGCAGGAGUUUCCUUCCCU